Molecule: messenger RNA, 1950 nt
Organism: Striga asiatica
Lineage: Eukaryota; Viridiplantae; Streptophyta; Magnoliopsida; Lamiales; Orobanchaceae
Source: the annotation of a GenBank genome assembly
AUGGGCUUCACCAAGAUAUCCGAAGAGACGGGCAAUUCAUUUUGCAACUUGCUUGAAUAUGCUGCCAACAAUGAUGUCGAAGCUUUCAAGAGAUCCAUCGAGCUCGACCUGUCCUGUGUCGAUGAGCCUGGACCUUGGUACGUCCGCAAGAUGGGUUCAAAGCAUAUCACUUCAGAAGAACGAACUCCGCUGAUGGUAGCUGCAACCUAUGGAAGCCUCGAUGUGCUGAAGCUGCUAGUUGCUCUUCCUGAAGUCGAUCUCAACAGGCUGUGUGGCCGUGACAAGUGGACUGCUCUCCACUGUGCUGCCUUUGGGUGUUCUGUCAACGCAUAUCACGUAAUUAAGCUUCUGUUAUCUGCUGGUGCCGACCCCAACGUUAUGGACUCGACUGGCCGACGCCCGGCUGAUGUAAUCGUAGUCCCUCCGAAGCUUCCUGGCGGGAAGGCCGCCAUUGAAGACUUGCUCGUGAACAAUAGUUUUGAUGGGCCUGUCGCGGAUUGCAAUCUACGGGUCUCCAUAUCUACCUCAAACGCGUCUUCACCCGUGCUAUCAUCGUCCUCCGAAAGCCGUUCCCCAUUUUCUCCGUCCUACUCACCAAAGCAGCUUCCCGCCACGAACACCACCAUCUCGGAAAAGAAACAGUAUCCAGUCGACCCCUCUCUUCCCGACAUCCGGAACAGCAUCUACUCGACCGACGAGUUCCGGAUGUUCUCGUUCAAAGUCCGGCCUUGCUCGAGAGCCUACUCCCACGACUGGACCGAGUGCCCCUUUGUCCACCCUGGCGAGAACGCCCGCCGGCGGGACCCACGGAAAUUCCACUACAGCUGCGUCCCGUGCCCCGACUUCCGGAAGGGCGCCUGCAGGCGCGGGGAUAUGUGCGAGUACGCACACGGCGUGUUCGAGUGCUGGCUCCACCCGGCCCAGUACCGAACCCGCCUCUGCAAGGACGGCACUAGCUGUGCUCGACAGGUUUGCUUUUUCGCGCACACGCAGGAAGAGCUCCGUCCCUUGUACGUGUCUACUGGUUCCGGUGUCCCAUCCCCGAGAUCUUCGGCCUCGACCCCGAGUUUUAUGGACAUGGCCUCGGCUCUGAGUAUAUUCCCUGGUUCCCCGACUUCACAGUCUGUGAUGUCUCCUAAUGGUAUGUCUCAUCCUUCACCGGCUUGGCCUCUGCCGAACGUUCCCACUCUUCAUCUACCGGGCAGCAAUCUCCAGUCGAGCCGGCUGAGGUCGUCGCUCAGCGCUCGGGACAUACCGCCCGAGGAUCUGAACCUGUUGCACGAUUACGAGACACAACAGCUGGUCAUGAAUGACCUGGCGCGUUUUCAGAAUUCCGGCAUUAACCGUCCCAAGGCAGCGGCACUAACUCCAUCCAAUCUUGAGGAGUUUUUUUCGGCGGAGAUGGGCUCAUCAUCGCCUAGAUUUUGCGAUGCGGCGGGUUUUGGUGCUUUCUCUCCUUCACACAAGUCGGCUGUUUUCAAUCAGUUUCAGCAGCAGCAGCAGAAGCAGAAUAUUAAUGCUAAUUUGGUCUUUUCUCCUAGAAAUUUGGAGAACCCUUUGUUGCAGGGUCCUUUUUCGUCCCCAAGAAGCGUGGAUCAGAGUUCACUUCUCUCAGCCAUUGCCCAGAGGGAGCGCCGUAGUCUCAGCUCUCGGGAGCUUGGGUCCCACCACCACGGCCCUGUUACUGCUGCUUGGCUGUCUCCCAAUAAUAAUAAUGGGAAAGCUGAGUGGUCAUCGUUUGAGAUGAAGAAGAAUGAUGAUGGGGUGGAAGGAGGAGAACCAGACCUUUCUUGGGUGCAGUCCCUUGUGAAAGAAUCACCACCUGAGAUGGACAAGGACAAGCAGCCAGCAUCCGGUGAGUGUUUGAAUAAUCAUACUACUAACUCUCAGACUGACUCUGUUUUGGGAGCCUGGCUUGAGCAGAUGAGGCUCGAUCAGCUCGUAGUCUAG